Messenger RNA from Guillardia theta CCMP2712, 807 nucleotides. RefSeq lists its product as hypothetical. The transcript has 2 exons. The coding region runs from base 73 to 570 and encodes 165 amino acids. The record is from RefSeq and is a predicted model, not a curated record. NCBI's taxonomy places the organism in Eukaryota, Cryptophyceae, Pyrenomonadales, Geminigeraceae.
GACAGCAUCAGCAUCGACAUCCCCCGCCUGCCCUCCCGUGACUCGCCUGACGUGACCGCCCGAGACCGAGACAUGCACGAGAUUCAGCAGCAGGUCACGUCCCGAAAGGGCGAGCAGAUCGAAGUCUUGCCGCUUGAGAAAGAGGAGGAGAAGAGAGGAAAGAGAGAGGAUAGAGGGAAGACAGAAGAGAAGGAGAAGGAGGAGAAGCCAUUUCAGCAUGUGGAAGGGCUACAAGUAGCGGAAGAGACACUGGAGGAUGGAGGGGAAGGGGCGAGGAGCGAGGCAACCCUUCAAGCCCAGGAGUCGAUGGAGACAUGCGACUACUUCUAUAGCCUCGAAGAGAAGCGAAUCGCCGCGUCAAGAAUUGAGUCGAGGAUCGCAGGCAUCGCAUCUGAUGAGGACGUCGGGGCUUCUGAUCCUCAGAGCAGCGACGCCAACAUCGUCAACGGGAGCGUGCGGGGGAACCUUGGGUUUACAGUGUCUCGAGUGGAAGUUAAGGAAUCCACUGCCGGGAUAGCGAACGCAAGGUUGCUCGGUCAAAGAAUCUCCACCCGAUGCAAUAAGAAGUAGUAGAAGAGAAGGGAUGAGAUGAGAUGAGAUGAGAUGAGAAGGGAUGUAAUGAGAUAUGUCAGAAGAGAUAUCAGAUGUGUGGAGAUGAAGCUGGAAAAGACUCUUGAAGAAAGUCACAAAAGGUUGUUGAAACGCGUAUUCCGCAUACAUGAAUAGAGGGCUCCUUUGACUGUACAACGAAUAUCUAAUUUGAAACGAACGGUUUCAUGUAAACAAGUAAAUUACUAGUGUACAACC